AAGCGGAACAGUUUUGAAACAUUUAAAUGUAUUAGGCCCAUAUAAAAUGCAGUGCCUAUAAGAAGAUGCCUUAUGUGAUAAAAUAUUAUACAUAAUUUGUGCAAAGUGUUUAUUUAAGGUUAUGUGUCGAAGUUUCGAAGCUGCAGUAUUACAAAAUCAUGAAUUUUUCACCAGGAACGGCCACACUUCUGGAAGAACUGGAUAAAAAGCUUAUGGUACUUCUUCGAGAUGGAAGAACGUUAAUUGGCUAUCUCCGUAGUGUAGACCAAUUUGCCAACUUAGUACUGCAUCGCACGAUUGAAAGAAUACACGUUGGAAAGGAGUAUGGAGAUAUACCUAGAGGAGUCUUCAUUGUGCGAGGAGAAAAUGUUGUAUUACUAGGUGAAAUUGAUAAAGAUAAAGAAGGAGACCUCCCUCUUCAGCAAGUGUCAGUGGAGGAUAUUUUGGAUGCUCAGAGAAGAGAACAAGAAGCGAAGCAAGAUCAGGAAAAGAGACUUGCAAAGGCUUUGAAAGAAAGAGGGCUUCACUACAUACCAGAUCUUAGCCAUGAUGAUAUGUUCUAAUGCAGUAAAACUUGAACAGCCAGUCAGAUGCAAUUCAAAUAACUAAAUUGAUUACUGAAACUUUUUGUUAUAUUUUUCUUUAGAAUGUGAGACUCUUCAUUUUUAGAUCAGUCUCCUGUUUCAGGAUGGGAGAUAAAGAGGUUGAUAAUUUAAAGCUUUUCACAGCCAUUAUCUUUUAAAAUGUGAUUGUGUUGAGAGGAAGUGUUUCUAAAGAUGAUGGCAUGGGAAAAGAAAAGAAGUCAAAAUAAUUUUUUGGUUCCUAUAUUGCUGUUUAAGUAUUUUGUAUAAUUUUGUCAGAAUUGUUUUGAGAAUUUGUCAUUUUGAAUACAGCAAAAACCAUCCAUUCAUAUUUUUCAUUUUUUUUUUUUCAAAACUGAUGUGUUUAAACCACAUUCACAUUGUAAAAUACUCUGUAAAUUUGUUUGAAAUAAUGAAGUCUAGGAAUAUUAAAAUGUCAUAAUGUAUUUAAAUAAAUGGAUUUGUGGUUCUGAAGUACAUUUUCUUCAAUC
This is a messenger RNA of Cryptotermes secundus, 1072 nucleotides long. RefSeq names its product U6 snRNA-associated Sm-like protein LSm1 (gene LSm1). Lineage: Eukaryota; Metazoa; Arthropoda; Insecta; Blattodea; Kalotermitidae. Gene Ontology annotation, biological process: deadenylation-dependent decapping of nuclear-transcribed mRNA. The transcript is spliced from 3 exons. Gene Ontology annotation, molecular function: RNA cap binding. The coding region runs from base 159 to 563 and encodes 134 amino acids. The record is from RefSeq and is a predicted model, not a curated record. Gene Ontology annotation, cellular component: Lsm1-7-Pat1 complex; P-body.